UCAAGUCAGAAUUGGUUUUGACGGGGACUCCCGUACUUAGGUGCAGUUUGGUUUCGCAGAUACUUAUAGCCUUAGUCUAGACAAAAACGACGUCCGAUUACCCUUUUAAUCGCCCUGCGGUAAUUUACCAAAAUUUACCAAAGGUCCAAAAUGUCUAUCACAACUGAAAUGACUGAAGUCGAAGUCGAGAUUCCCAAGUUGUCGAUCGUGGUCGAGUUCACAGGUGGCCUUGAAAUGCUAUUUUCAGAUCAACGUCGGCAUUCGCUAUCUAUACCAGCUUCUAAUAAGGAUGGCAAGCCAGUAACGAUUGCUGGUCUAAUCGACCAUCUAUGCGAGAACACUAUGAAAGACACCCGGAAAGAACUCUUCGUUCUGGAAGAUCACCUACGGCCUGGUAUCCUUGUCUUGAUCAACGAUGCCGACUGGGAGCUGGAGGGUGAAGAGGCUUACGAAAUCCAGGCAGGGGACAACAUCCUAUUCGUUUCUACGCUACAUGGCGGAUAGCAUGGCGGAUAAAGCCGCACUCUGCUGGAACGCCCACACCACACCGCUACUCAAUUGUUGAUAGCGGCCGUUGUAUUCGUCAUAACUGCAUCAUCUCCCCGGAGAAGCAGUAGUGAGAAGAGGUCGGUAUGUCGGUAGCGGCCUCUGGUGCCUUAAGAGAU
Molecule: messenger RNA, 665 nt
Organism: Annulohypoxylon maeteangense
Lineage: Eukaryota; Fungi; Ascomycota; Sordariomycetes; Xylariales; Hypoxylaceae
Product: ubiquitin related modifier 1
Exons: 3
Coding region: 151-504 (117 amino acids)
Biological process (GO): tRNA thio-modification; protein urmylation
Cellular component (GO): cytoplasm; nucleus
Molecular function (GO): protein tag activity
Source: RefSeq, a predicted model, not a curated record